Messenger RNA from Trichoderma citrinoviride, 1308 nucleotides. RefSeq lists its product as hypothetical. Bases 1 to 1308 code for a protein of 435 amino acids. The record is from RefSeq and is a predicted model, not a curated record. Gene Ontology annotation, cellular component: endoplasmic reticulum membrane. Lineage: Eukaryota; Fungi; Ascomycota; Sordariomycetes; Hypocreales; Hypocreaceae. Gene Ontology annotation, molecular function: GTPase activator activity. The transcript has 3 exons. Gene Ontology annotation, biological process: positive regulation of GTPase activity; endoplasmic reticulum to Golgi vesicle-mediated transport.
AUGAGCCUGGAACAAGAGCCGGCCGACGACGCUGGCCUCCGCGAAGACGAUGACCAUGACGACAACCACAGCAACAACGACUUUGCAGCUUCCAAGGAGGACGACGAGGACCCCGUCGACUCGCCCGCCAUCGCCCUGAAGACGAGCGAGAUCCUCGCCGCCUGCACCUGGCGAGAUGCCACGCGCCUGAGGGCCCUCGCCGAGUCCGACGGCGGCCUGCUCGCCGAUUCGCUGCGUCGGGCAGCCUGGCCUAUCCUGCUUGGAGCGUCCCCCCCUGCCGAGGAGAAGAAAGAGGUCGACAACGACAACGACGACGAUGACGGUCUUGCCUACACGGACGGAUCAAGUCUCGCCGCUGACGACGACGACUGGAGGAAUCUGCCCCGGCAUAGGGACGAAGAUCAAGUCCAGCUCGACGUCAACCGCUCCUUUGUCCACUAUCCAAGCGACCAAUCCGAACCGGAACUACACAAGCGCAAACGCGAACUAUCCGACCUCAUCGUCGAGGUCCUCCGCCGCCACCCCUACCUCUGCUACUUCCAGGGCUACCACGACAUCUGCCAGGUCUUCCUGCUCGUCCUCGAGCCCGCGGCGCGCGCGCCCCUCGUCGCCCGCCUCUCCGUCCUGCGCAUCCGCGACUUCAUGCUGCCCAGCCUCAGCGCCACCACCGCGCAGCUCAGGCUCAUCCCCGACAUCCUCGCCCGCGCGGACCCAGAGCUCCGCCGCCACCUCUCCAGCAUCGAGCCCUUCUACGCGCUCGCCGGCACGCUCACCAUGUACGCGCACAACAUUGAGCGGUACAGGGACAUUGCUCGAUUGUUCGACGUCAUACUGGCGCGGGAGCCUACAUUCUCCAUCUACCUCUUUGCCCAGAUCGUCAUCGACCGCCGCGAGGAGAUUCUCGAGAUUGACGAGCCCGACAUGCUCCAAGUCAUCCUCGGCAGGGUACCCCCCGAGCUGGACCUGGAUGGCCUCAUCAAGAGAGCCGUGAGCCUCUUCGUCGACCACCCUCCCGAAACCCUCCGGUCAUGGCGCCACAUUUCCAGCGCCAGCGUGCUCAAAACCUGCAGGGACGUCGAUGCGAGCACGCGGCAAACGCUCGAGGACGGACACCGCUUCUUCGAGAGGCAGGUCAAGGAGAUACAGUGGCAGGAGCUGCGGAUGGGCGUCAGGAGGAAGAUGUGGGUGUACAGGCGGCCCGUCCAGUACGUCGGCGCAGCCAUCAUGGUGGGAGUCGUGGCGUUUUAUCUUCGGCGGAACCCGUCUCUAGUCCAGUAUAUAUGGUCCUUUUUCCCGGGUGGACAUUGA